Nymphaea colorata (pocket water lily) is the source of this 1628-nucleotide messenger RNA. Its product is annotated as UDP-glucuronate 4-epimerase 1-like. Lineage: Eukaryota; Viridiplantae; Streptophyta; Magnoliopsida; Nymphaeales; Nymphaeaceae. The coding region runs from base 162 to 1475 and encodes 437 amino acids. The record is from RefSeq and is a predicted model, not a curated record. The transcript has a single exon.
CAUGGGAACCACAGACGGCGUCUUCAGCAGAUGCGCCACUCUGUCUCGACCCCCUGCAUCUGUUCCUUUUCCCCAAAUCCCAAACGUGCCCACCAUUGCCAUAUCGAUAGAAGCCGGCGGUAGGCACAAAGAGAGAGAGAGCGAGGGAGGGAGUCGACGGAAUGAGGCUGCCCGAGGACGACCAGUUCUUUCCCUCGACGCCCGGCAAGGUGAAGAUCGACCGGAGUAACCACGCGAUGAACCGGCAGCUGCACAGGUGCUUUGCUUCCACGUCGACCAUGUUCGUGUGGGCCGUCUUCCUCAUCGCGCUCACGCUUUCGUACCUGAGCUUCCAGAGCUUCAUGGACACGGGCACCAGGUACCUCGCCGCCUCGUGGGGCGGGCACCAGUGGGAGAAGCGCGUCCGAGAGUCGGCGCGGCCGCAUCGGACCCGCGGUAUGAAGGUGCUCGUGACGGGUGCGGCUGGGUUCGUCGGCACCCACGUCUCGUUGGCCCUCAAGAAGCGCGGCGAUGGCGUCGUCGGGCUCGACAACUUCAACGACUACUACGACCCAUCGUUGAAGAAGGCGCGCACCGGUCUCCUGGACUCGCACGGCGUGUUCGUUGUCGCCGGAGACAUCAAUGACGCCCGGCUCUUGGCGAAGCUCUUUGACCUGGUCGCCUUCACUCACGUGAUGCAUCUCGCCGCGCAGGCCGGGGUCCGGUACGCCAUUGAAAAUCCGGCGUCGUAUGUGCACAGCAACGUCGCCGGGCUCGUCACGCUGCUGGAGGCCUGCAAGUCGGCCAAUCCGCAGCCCGCCGUGGUCUGGGCGUCGUCGAGCUCCGUCUACGGCCUCAACGAGGAGGUGCCCUUCUCGGAAUCCGACCGAACCGACCGGCCUGCUUCGCUGUACGCCGCGACGAAGAAAGCCGGCGAGGAGAUCACCCACACCUACAACCACAUCUACGGCCUCUCCAUCACCGGCCUCCGAUUCUUCACGGUGUACGGCCCAUGGGGCCGGCCGGACAUGGCCUACUUCUCGUUCACGCGCAACAUCCUCCAGGGGAAGCCCAUCACGGUGUUCCGCGGCAAGGGGAGGACCGACCUCGCCAGGGACUUCACGUUCAUCGAUGACGUCGUCAAGGGCUGCGUAGCGUCGCUGGACACUGCCCAGAAGAGCACGGGGAGCGGCGGGAAGAAGAAGGGGCCGGCUCAGUACCGGAUCUACAACCUGGGGAACACGUCGCCGGUGACGGUACCUAACAUGGUCGGCAUCCUCGAGCGGUACCUCAAGGUGAAGGCGAAGAAGAACGUGGUGGAGAUGCCCGGCAAUGGCGACGUGCCCUUCACCCACGCCAACAUCUCCCUCGCCCAGCGAGACCUCGGCUACAGACCCACCACCGAUUUGCAGACCGGCCUGAAGAAGUUCGUCCGGUGGUACCUCUCCUAUUACGGCUACCACAAUCGCGGCGGUGGCGGAAAAUCAGAUAAUUAGCCCCAAAAAAGUAGAAAAUGAUUAAAAAAACCAUUCCCUUCCUUUUUUUUUUUUUGUAUAUUUUCUUCCUUUUUUCAUCCAUUACGGAAGAGAUCAUAAUCAUUCUUUCCUCGGUGAAAAUUUGCUCUUCUCCCUUUGUGUUCUCUAUGUUAA